AUGCCUACUCCUCCGGGACAGUCUAGUAGUCAGCCGCUGCCGGCGAAGGAACUCGGCUAUUUCAAGAAAAUAGUGGUAUUUUGUUGCUGUCCGCAUACACUUGAUAUUCAACUUUCAGAAAAGCUAUGAACAAAAGCAAUACAAGACGGGGUUGAAGUUUGCUAAAAUGAUUUUGACAACUCCAGGCUUCACUGAGCAUGGAGGUGGAUAGUGCUUGUAUCAAACGUACUUAUUAUCAUUCUGAUUUCAGAGACUCUUGCAAUGAAAGGAUUGAUUCUCAACUGCAUGGGAAAAUGUCUUGAGGCUCAGGAAUGCGUGAAAAAAGGUCUCAAAUCGGAUUUACGUUCUUACGUGUGCUGGCAUGUAUAUGGACUUAUUCAAAAAACCGAGAAAAAAUAUGACGAAGCCAUAAAGGUAUGGAUUUAAGUUCGAUUGUUAAAAUAAAUCAGUAUUCCGAUAGUCUUUAGGCCUACAAGCGUGCAUUGAUGCUGGAAAAAGAUAAUUUGCAAAUUUUGCGGGAUUUGUCGCUACUCCAGAUUCACAUUCGUGAUUUCGACGGAUACCUGGUGCGCAUACAGGAGAAUAAAUCUAACUAUUCAUAAACUUGCCUUACAGGCGUCAAAAUACGAGCUUCUACGUUUGCGUCAAAAUCAGCGAGUGUCUUGGCUUGGUUACAUUGUCGCCCAUCACCUGCUCAAGGAGUAUAAUCUGGCUUUGGGAAUCAUGGCCGAGUACAUUAAAAACAAUACGGUAAGAAAAGGUCUCAAGUCUUGACACUCUGUCCGUAAAGUAUAUCACAUCAUUUUAUUCAGCCUCCCGGCUACGACUUCGAAUUCUCGGAGCUGAUACUUUAUCAGAACUUGAUUAUGAGAGAAGCCGGUUUACCUGAUGUUGCGCUGCAGAAGCUUGAAGAGAAUUCGACCCAUAUUGUGGAUAAAGUAGCGUAUAUGGAGACUCGGGCCAAUCUUCUUAUGGACUUGGAACAACCGAGACAAGCGGAACAUGUUUGGAGGGCUCUUAUCGAUCGGAAUCCUGAGUGUCUUGAAUAUUAUUCAAUGCUGGAAAGCUGCAUGAGUAUUAACGGUAUGUUUAGUGUUUUUUAAUUGAAAAUUGAAAGAAGCAUAGUAUCCUCUUCUACCGCACGGUCUCGCCAAAUAAAGCGACAUUUUGGCACAAAAUUAAAAUGUUUACAGCAAAUUUCGUGUUUUUCUUGCUAAAUUAGCCACAAAAAACUGAUCCUUCUCAUUUGUCCCUCGAUAGAAGGAUAGAAUACUUUUUUUUAAGCGCAAGAGCGUGAAAUUUGGUCAAGCCGCAAUUCAGAUUUAUCCGUUUGAAGUUUUUUGACUGAAACUUGAGUAUCUAUUCUUUUGUGUUUUAGUAAUUUUCGUUGUUCGAGCGCUCAAAAUGCUUGUAUUUACGUGAUUCAUCAUUUUCAAAACUAAUUUUGUUUGAAAACAUUCAAUAAUGCGCAAAAUGAGAAGUGCGCGAAAACUACCUUAAAGCAACUGAAAUUCACGCAGUUUUAGCCAAAAACCGUCAAACGGAUAAAUGUGAAUUGCGACUUGACCAGAUUUAACGCUCUAGCGCUUAAAAAAUUUGUAAUAGCCUAUACAAUCGGUCUAUCGAGGGACAAAUCAGAAAUUAUCGGUUUUUCGUGGCUAAUCUGGCAAAAAACACAAAUUUUUCUGUUAAAAUUUGAAUUUCGCGCCAAUGUAUCGCUCUAUUGGGCGGGGCGCACUUGCGCCCAUUUUAAGCUCUGGAGACCGUGAGAUGGGAACAAUGGCGUACUUUUGGUCCAUGUUUUAAUCUCGUGAGUGAAAAAAUUACACCACGAGCUUUAUUUAUAUAAGUAUUUUUUGGGUAUGUCUUUCUAUGUAAUUUCUUUUUUUCUAGGUAAUCCGAAGGCUCAAUUGGCAAUGCUUGAUGGGUUGGCUGAAAAGUAUAAACGAGCUGCUGCGCCGCAGCGACUUGCAUUGUACUUGGUGGAGGGAGAAGAAUUACGUCACCGUCUUCAUGAAUGGAUAAUACCUAUGCUUCGGAAGGGAGCUCCAAGUCUUUUUGCAAGUCUUGUACCGCUUUAUUCGUUUCCGCAGAAAAUUGCUGUCAUCGAAAGUUUGAUCAACGAAUUCGUAAACAAAAUGGAUGAUGAAGGAUAUGGAAACGUGUCCCUGGAUGGAAAUUCGGAAGCAGAACCGCCAACUACAGCACUUUGGUUGUACAUUCUUUCUGCUCAACACUAUGAUCGUAUUCAAAUGGUUCAGUUGGCUUUGAAUUAUGUUGAAAGAGCAAUCCAGCAUACACCCACCGUAGUUGAAAAUUUGAUACUGAAAGCAAGAAUUUACAAAGUUGACAAGCGUAGAUUUUCAUUUGGUUUAGCUUUUUUUUCAGCAUGCCGGUGAUGUGGACGAGGCCGCACGAUGGAUGGAAGAAGCGCAAAACCUGGAUACUGCUGACCGGUACAUCAAUGGAAAGUGCGGGAAGUACUUCCUCAGAGCUAAACGAAUGGACGAUGCGCAGAAGAUGUUAGCGAAGUUCACCAGAGAAGGAGAGAACGCAGCGUCUCAUCUAACUGACAUGCAGUGCAUGUGGUACGAAUUAGAAAGUGGGAGAGCAUAUCGUUCCAUGAGCAAGUAUGGAGAAGCUUUACGCAAAGCCCAUCAUAUCGAAUUCGUAAGUUCGACUAUAACACGGUCUCCAGAGCUUACAAUGCGGGCGUGGCCUCCGCCAAAUAGCGUUUUCAUGAAUUUUUCCUCACUUCCUGAUUUUUGUGGUCAAAAGCGUUGAAAAAUGAUAAUUAAAACCGGGGACAAGACUUUUAAAACCGGGAUGAAACCACAAUAAUUCACGAAAUUUUUGACGUUUUGGUGCCUUUUUCGCCGGGUAGGGGUAAAAGGAUUGCGAUUUAAUUAAAACUCAUUCACACAAUAGAAACGCGACAUAAUAUAACUGUUUUUCGUUGAAACGCUCAUAGUUUUUAGGAUAUUUGUUUCGAAUACCCAAACUGUUCCGGAAAACGCGGAAAUUUCUGCAUUUAUAUGAGCAUUUUGUCCGCUCCUUUCAAUUAACUUCGCAAAAUUUUUCGUCUCCCGAACAAUUAAGCAGAAGGCCACAGCUUGAGCCUAGAAAAUUGGUUUCCUUUCGUUUUUGAUAAAACAAUGAAGUUGUUUUCUGUGGGUUUUCGUUACUGUAGAGAAGAGGAAUCACGACGGAAGUGAAAUUAAUAAAUGCAAUAAAUCGAUCACGAGAUUCAAAAAUUAUCUUUUUUUACGAAACAAUUAUUCUACAGAAAUAUUUAAAAGGCGCUCCAAACAGUUAUAUUGUGGCCGGUUCUAUUGUGUCGCGGUUCUAUUCUGCGCAGUUCUAUUAUGUCGCGGUUCUAUUGUGUCGCGGUUCUAUUAUAUUGGACCGCUAUUCUACUAGAACACAAAACGUUUCUAAUUAGAUGUAAAAGUUAAUCUAGUUGCAAUUAGAUUCGAACGGUUUCAAGUUAAAUCGCAAACGAUUUACCAGAGUUCGCCUUCGCCGUCGAAAAACCUUACUUCUCAUUUUGCGCAUUAUUGAAAGUUUUCAAACAAAAUUGGUUUUGAAAAUGAUGAAUAACGUAAAUACAAGCAUUUUGAGCGCUCGAACAACGAAAAUUACUAAAAAUACAAGAUGUAUAAUACGAGGCUACCCCGAAUCAGAACUGUCCUGUAUCAGAACUGUUCGAAUAAGAAACUAUUAUAGGGGGACCCCCAGAAAUGGCGCUCUGUUGAGAAACUCCUUUUGCAGUGCACAUUGAGCGACCUCAGGGCCGCGUUUGAAAAGUUAGGCCACAUUUUCAGUGGAAAAUUACUUCGCGGCUUAGAAAUUCGGCCAGAUUGCGAACAGCACGCUCUUUCUGCCCUGUGCCCCUAUAAUAUCUGCAGGUGGUUCUUGUUACGAAAAGUCAUGUUGUGAUGGGUUCUGAUUCGGGAAAGUUCUGGCUCGGCAUAGCCUCGCUUAUCACUAUCAGUUUGAUUUUUUUCAGCAUUUCAAUACUUGGACUGAAGAUCAAUAUGAUUUCCACACUUACUGUCUCAGAAAAAUGACUCUCUGCUCCUACAUCCGCUUGAUUCGAAUGGAAGACAAUCUGCGCGACAAUAAUUACUACUAUCAAGGAGCAAAGCUUGCCAUCAAAAUUUACUUACGCAUGAUUGACCGCCCAGAUGACAUGAACGAACAUUCAGCUUUCAUGAAAGAGGGAAUGACUGAGAACGAAAUCAAAAAAAUGAAAAAGAAAUUGAAAAAACAGAAAGAGCUGGAAGAAGAGAACAAAAAGAAAGAAAAGGAAGUUAAAGAAGAAGGCCUUCAAAGAGGACCACAAAUCGAUGCUAAUGCUCUUCUGAAAACCGAUUCUCCUCUCGAUGACGCUGCUAAGUUCUGUCACAACCUCCACAUAUUUGGAGUAGAGAAAGCUACAGGAUAUGCUCUCUGCUCGGAAGUAUACCGACGUAAGGGAAAAGUUCUGUUGGUGCUCAAGUGCCUUCAUCAAGGAUCUAAGAUUGACGCAGCUCAUCCUCUCAUUCACGUUCAGAAAGUGAAAUUUCUCAUUUCCUGUGAGUAUUAUUCAAACAAAACUUUUGGAUGCGCAGGCCGAGCCGACACUCGGAAGCGGCUUCGCCGCUAAUUUGUUUCUCAUAACUGCUUGAAAGUUCACGUGUUCUUUCUCAAUUUUUCCUUUGCUCCUUUUUCAGAAAUGAAAUGAUUUUACUUUAGGGGCAGCGCACAGAAAUAGCGCUCUGUUGAGAAACUAUUUUUGCAGUGCAAAUUGGCCGACCUCGGAGCCGAGUUCGAAAAGUUAGGCCACGUUUUCAGUGGAAAAUUACAUCGCGGCCUAGAAAUUCGGCCAGAUUGCGAACAGCGCGCCCUUACUGUCCGGUGCCCCUAUAAUAGAAAUGAACGCGGAGACGGACAAACGGAGAAAUAAACAGACUAAGAGACUGACCCCUAAGAGUUGUAUUAACAAGACUUUCGAACCUGGGUCCGCUGCGCAUUUUAAAUAAAAAUGAUGAUUCUUAAAACUUUCGCAUUUUUACAAUUAUUGAACGUGUAUUUCCAGGGCCAACGUACGAACUCUCCGGAACUGUUGGAGAAUUAGCUGAUGAGCUGAUGAAUGCCAUCUAUGGUUCUCAGAGAAAUGCAUCUGCUCUUAAUGAGACAUUCAAAAUCGCGAAUCAGCACAGUUUCGCUCAUCGUCUUGCAUGUUUGUUUUAAUCACUCGUUAAGAAAUUUUUUUAUGGGGUUAUUCAGGCUGUGAAAAAAAAUUAUUUUUUUCCGUUUUUUUUUUCGUUUUUUUUACGUCAAAAAAACCCAAUUCAGCGGUGUAAAAAAAACGGAAAACAACGGAAAACAAACAUACGCUGAAUAGCCCCAUUAAUGUUUCCAGUCGCUGAAGCUCAUUUCUCACUGGUCUCUGACUCGUCGAUCAAUAGCUGGUUGCUGAAAUCAGUGGAGGAUUCAACUGUAGGAGGACGAAACUUGAAAAUGCUGACUAAACUGAAGGACGGAAUUGAAUAUGGAAAAUAUGGCAACUGGAGUAAGGAAGAGGUAUUGAAUGGAAAAUCAUUUUUCAAAUCAUACUCAUCCCGUUUUAGCGCGAGAAACUGCGAAAGCUGGCUCAUGGCAUGUUCCCUAUGGCGAAGGAGUUUGGAGGAGGAGUGCACAAACUUCAAGCUUGA
Messenger RNA from Caenorhabditis sp. 36 PRJEB53466, 5699 nucleotides. Lineage: Eukaryota; Metazoa; Nematoda; Chromadorea; Rhabditida; Rhabditidae. The record is from the annotation of a GenBank genome assembly.